AAGGCGAGGCUGCUCGGGUGUUCUCCCUGAGUGGUCCGACAAGCAACACCUCCUGAAGCGAAGUUCCCGUAUGUGUUUGAAUCGAGAUCCUUCGGAGCAGCGCUGUGUGGUCCUCCCACGGCUUUUUAAAUAUAAUUCAGGUCCACUAUGUCCAACGAAGAUCUAAUUUCAGUGGACUAUGAAAUCUUUGGCAGAGUGCAAGGUGUCUUUUUUCGGAAAUACACUCAAGCAGAAGGGAAAAGGCUUGGCCUGGUUGGAUGGGUCCAAAACACAGGCGCAGGAACUGUUCAGGGGCAGCUCCAAGGCCCGCGCAGCAAAGUGACGGAAAUGCAAGAAUGGCUGCAAUCCACCGGCAGCCCCAAGUCCAACAUAACCAAGGCGGAGUUUAAGAACGAGAAAACGCUUGAUCGCCUGGAACACUCCUCUUUUACCAUUGUAAAAUAGCAUAACCAAUGUGUUGUGCCUGUUCUACUGAAAUAGAAGAAGUUUUAUUUAUUUUGUCUAAUUUAUAGGUGGGACUGCAGCUCAUAUGAUUAAUGAUUAACUCACAAAAGAUUUGUGCACGUCAGGUGUCCAAACAUCUACAAUAUGUGGAAUCACAUGAACAAAUUAAAAUUCCUUGCAGUUGA
Messenger RNA from Acanthopagrus latus (yellowfin seabream), 629 nucleotides. RefSeq names its product acylphosphatase 1, erythrocyte (common) type (gene acyp1). Bases 148 to 444 code for a protein of 98 amino acids. The transcript is spliced from 3 exons. Gene Ontology annotation, molecular function: acylphosphatase activity. Lineage: Eukaryota; Metazoa; Chordata; Actinopteri; Spariformes; Sparidae. The record is from RefSeq and is a predicted model, not a curated record.